Messenger RNA from Salvia miltiorrhiza (redroot sage), 2225 nucleotides. Its product is annotated as pyruvate decarboxylase 2. The record is from RefSeq and is a predicted model, not a curated record. The transcript has 5 exons. Lineage: Eukaryota; Viridiplantae; Streptophyta; Magnoliopsida; Lamiales; Lamiaceae. Bases 199 to 2196 code for a protein of 665 amino acids. Gene Ontology annotation, molecular function: magnesium ion binding; carboxy-lyase activity; thiamine pyrophosphate binding.
GUUCCCCCAUUUUUCAAACCCGAAUCCGCCCCCCGUUUCUCUCUCUCUCUCUCUCCCAACUAGUACUAUAUAAUAUCUUCGCUCCUUUAUUCUCACUCACUAAUCACACAAAAAUCUCUCAAAAUCACAAUCCACUUUCCACCCCCUUUUACCCAUCAAUUCAACAAGUAAUUAACUACUGUGAAUCACUCUCACAACAUGGAAACCAAGGUAGGCUCGCUGGACUCCUGCAGGGCCGCCACGUGUAACGACGUCGGCUGCCUCCCCUCUAACGGCGCCGUCUCCGCUAUCCAGUCCUCCUCCGUGCCGUUCAACUCCGCCGAGGCCACGCUCGGCCGCCACCUCGCCCGCCGCCUCGUGCAGAUCGGCGCCAGCGACGUCUUCUCCGUCCCCGGCGACUUCAACCUCACGCUGCUCGACCACCUCAUUGCGGAGCCGGGGCUCAACCUGGUCGGCUGCUGCAACGAGCUCAACGCCGGCUACGCGGCCGACGGCUUCGCCAGGGCGCGCGGCGUCGGCGCAUGCGUCGUCACGUUCACGGUCGGAGGGCUCAGCGUCCUCAACGCCAUCGCCGGAGCUUACAGCGAGAAUCUCCCCGUGAUCUGUAUCGUCGGAGGUCCGAACUCGAACGAUUACGGCACGAACAGAAUCCUGCACCACACGAUCGGCUUGCCGGAUUUCACGCAGGAGAUGCGGUGCUUCCAGACGGUUACCUGCUAUCAGGCGGUGGUGAAUAAUUUGGAAGAUGCUCAUGAGUUAAUAGAUACGGCGAUAUCAACGGCGUUGAAGGAGAGUAAGCCGGUGUACAUAAGCGUGGGCUGUAACUUGGCGGCGAUUCCACAUCCGACGUUCAGCCGUGAGCCCGUUCCAUUUUCUCUCUCACCAAGAUUGAGUAAUAAAAUGGGGCUCGAAGCUGCAGUAGAAGCAGCAGCUGAAUUCCUGAACAAGGCAGUGAAGCCAGUGAUGGUGGGAGGCCCAAAACUACGCGUUGCGAAAGCAGGCAAUGCCUUCGUUCAGCUCGCGGAUGCUAGCGGCUACGCCCUUGCAGUUAUGCCAUCGGCCAAAGGCCUAGUGCCCGAGCACCACCCUCAUUUCAUCGGCACCUACUGGGGAGCCGUGAGCACGGCCUUCUGUGCCGAGAUUGUGGAAUCUGCCGAUGCUUACCUCUUCGCUGGGCCUAUAUUCAACGACUACAGCUCCGUAGGGUACUCUCUCCUACUCAAGAAGGAGAAGGCCAUCAUCGUGCAGCCUGAUCGCAUUGCCAUCGGUAACGGCCCCGAGUUUGGAUGUGUUCUGAUGAAGGAUUUCCUGAUCUCCCUCGCCAAACGCCUCAAGAAAAACACGACUGCUUAUGAGAACUACCACCGGAUUUAUGUCCCCGAAGGGCAGCCUCCAAAGUGUGAGCCCAAGGAACCUUUGAGGGUGAAUGUUAUGUUUCAGCAUGUUCAGAAGAUGCUGUCGGGAGAGACGGCUGUCAUCGCUGAGACGGGCGACUCGUGGUUUAACUGCCAGAAACUGAAAUUACCACCGGGAUGCGGGUAUGAGUUCCAAAUGCAAUACGGGUCUAUUGGCUGGUCAGUUGGUGCAACUCUGGGUUACGCGCAGGCUGUGCCCGACAAGCGAGUGAUCGCUUGCAUCGGAGAUGGUAGCUUCCAGGUUACAGCGCAGGAUGUGUCCACAAUGCUUCGAAGCGGGCAGAAGACUAUCAUUUUCUUGAUCAACAACGGCGGCUACACCAUUGAGGUGGAGAUCCACGACGGGCCGUAUAAUGUGAUCAAGAACUGGAACUACACUGCCUUGGUCGAUGCAAUCCAUAACGGUGAAGGCAAAUGCUGGACUACAAAGGUGAAACACAACUUUGAUCACUUGUUACAGCUUUGCUUCCAUCCAUUUAGCUGCUUAUAUAUAUUCUCCAUGUUUACUUGCAGGUACGGUGCGAGGAGGAGCUCGUCGAGGCGAUCGCCACGGCAAUGGGGGACAAGAAGGACUGCCUGUGCUUCAUCGAAGUCAUCGUGCACAAAGACGACACGAGCAAAGAGCUUCUUGAGUGGGGGUCGAGGGUCUCUGCCGCUAACAGCCGCCCUCCAAACCCUCAAUAGAGCUCUAUCUCUUCAUCAUUUGCCAUUCAUCUUUGUGAGUGUAUAUUUGAGAAUCUUGUUACCUACGUGUAUUUUGACUUGUGAUUUUGGAAAUUGACAAGUAGUAGUAUUAUCUUUUAUUGUUCA